Molecule: messenger RNA, 657 nt
Organism: Cyphellophora europaea CBS 101466
Lineage: Eukaryota; Fungi; Ascomycota; Eurotiomycetes; Chaetothyriales; Cyphellophoraceae
Exons: 2
Coding region: 1-657 (218 amino acids)
Source: RefSeq, a predicted model, not a curated record
AUGGAGUCCUCUACCGCCCCCAAGAAAGAGAAGAAGGGCUUGAGCAAGGCAUGGAAGAAGUUCAAGGAAUCGUUCAGGAACAAGCCAGCUGCCGCCUCAUCCUCCACUCCUGCACCUACCACCACCGCCAAAUCAGAACCGUCUAAAGAGGAAUCUAAGCCCGAAGCACCAAAGACGACAACCGAGCCGCCUGGUCAGUCAGAUGCCGAUAGGCGCCUCGAGAAAGCCCGCGCUAUCUUCAAGAAGUACGACUUCGAGUUCAGCGAUGAGGACUGGCAGGCGUCAGAGACCCGCCCCAAAGCGCCUCGGGAACGGGUUCAGAAGCCGAUCCGUAUGCGGGUCAAGUACACCUGCCACAAUUGCAAGACAGUCUACGGUCACGACAGGAUAUGUGUUAGUUGCCAACACAAGCGUUGCCCCGAAUGUAUUCGAUAUCCGCCAAAGAAGAAGAAGGGCAAGGCCGCCGCCGACAAAACCGCCGAUGCCCCAACCACGGCUUCAAAGGGUUGUACUUGCCACGAGUGCCAGUCUGGUUUCGAUCUCGGAGCGGUAGAAUGUCCCAACUGCAAACACCAAAUCUGCGACAAAUGCACCAAAGAAGCCAAACUGGACCCACCGCCCACAGAAGCAUCAUCGCAGCCCGUGGCUGCCAGCUAA